Lymnaea stagnalis (great pond snail) is the source of this 4838-nucleotide messenger RNA. The record is from the annotation of a GenBank genome assembly. NCBI's taxonomy places the organism in Eukaryota, Metazoa, Mollusca, Gastropoda, Lymnaeidae.
AAACAAGGAAGAGUAUUUUAUUAAUCAUAAGCUUGAAGCACUCUAAACCCUGCCUUAACCUACCGGCAAUCGUUCUGUAGUCUUAAACUUCCGCUGAAUUUACACUGUGAAUGUGGGUUGAUAUUUUUGUACAGUUGUUUGCUGUUUAGAUAUGUUUUUAAAAUUGAUUAUCGCAAUAACUAUACUAGCCUAUAUACUAUACUCUCUAUAGGCUACUAUAACAUUUUCUCUUCUUAUUCAUUUAAAAAGAAUUAAUAAAUAAAUAACAGGCCUAGGCGCGCCAUUUACAAUCAAAUGAAUUCAAUAAAAAAAUGUUUAAUCCAUUUAAUUUAAGGAAGCACAUCAUAUCAAUAUUAUUCCUAAGACUUUAUUUUUAUCACUAAAACUUGGACAUAACAUUUUAAGUUUAAGGAACAACAAAAUUUAUUAUUAUAUUAAUAUUAUAUAGUAAUAAGCCUAUUCACAUAUUCAUGUGUAUCACAAUACAAGGUUGCCUCACUGUCAGUCUUGUUUAGUUUGAGUCACACAGUUUUCAAAUACACUACACUACACAUCAGACUGAUCAGACUCAGUGCAGCUCAAAAUUAAAUCUAACAUUUAGUAUUUACAGUUAGAACAGUUACUUUGUUAUUGGACUUUGACUUAUCACUGGGUAGCCAUAUGGUCAAAUAGUCCAAACUUAGUGUCAUAAUGUCCCUAUUUGUGGACUGGAGUUCAAUCCACAGUGGCUCAAACAUAGAAAAACAAUGAGCAAUGGGUGGAUCGGACUCGCUAACCAUGGAUGACAACUUAUCUAAGAGAAGACAAACUCUGAAAUCUGAUGGAGUGCCAUAAGUGGUACAAUGAAAAUUUCCAACAACUCCUGCAUUAUGUAACGCUUUAAGAGCACAGUCAAACACACAAAAAACACUGCUGGUCAUCUAAAGCAUCCUGCUCUAUUUCCAGUCAUCUUGACGAAGUCUUGCCAUUGGAAUAAAAUUUAAACAGACAAGGAUGAGAGAGUGAGGCUGAGUCAAGGCUACUACUCAAGCCUUGGUCAUCUUUGCUUGUGAAGGACAAACAUUACUUGGCCUUAAAUAAAAUUAAAAAUAAGUGUCCAUCAUUGAAUAUGAAUGGAGAAUAUGAACCAACGAGGAAUUGUACUGUCUAUAUCAACGUCCCAUGCUAGUAACAGAAAUAAAAAAGUGUAGGUUACAAUGGGCAGGACACUUAGAAAGAAUGCCAAAACACAGAGAAGUGAAGAGGGUAUAUCACCAAAACCCCAGAUGGAAAAUGGCUCAAAGGCAGACCUUUAGAUUAGAUGGAUGGAUAAUUUUUAAAAAGAGCUACAGCAGCUAAGAAUCCAAGCAUGGAAAAGAAAAGCAUUAAUUACGUCUGAGUGGAUUGAAGUAGCGAGACAGGCCAUGAUUGAAAUAGUGAGACAGGUUAAAGCCCUACAUGGGCUGCAGUACCACAGGGAUGGUUGGAUGUCCGCCACAACUGCUAACUGCUAUUCUUUUGACUAUUAAUAAUUAUUAUGAUUUCAGUGAAUAUUUCAAAGAAUAGGCUGCUAUCAUAUCCAAUCUAAUUCAUUUUUUUUUUGGUGUAAAUUUUAGUUUCAUUAUUGCUAUUUUUAAGCUUUGGUGAAUAAUUAUCUAUUUACCUUCAAAGCCAUAUUUAAAUUUUAAAAAUUUUAAAUAAAACUCAAUAUAGGAAUACCAUGUAACCAUGUAAAAUAGAAGGAAAUCACCAUUAUUUUCCAUUCCAUGACUGGGGUUUCUCAUUUCCCAGGGUUUCUCUUGCCAUAUCCUGGGAAAACGGGAUAAAAUAUAGAUCCAAAUGGUAAUAUUUCUGAAUCCCUUUUUUUCAGAGAAAAAUGCCAGGCUUAAGUGACCUUCAAAAUGCAUAUGCUAACAGCAUAAAAUCAUUAAAUGUAAGUUCUAAUUGUAGCUUUCAUUAAAUUAUGUUCAGUUUUAUAAAAUAUUCACUGAAAAAUUCAGAGAAGAAAACAGUUUAUUAUUUUUAAUUUUUUUUUAUAUAAAAUGAAUUAUAAUGAAUUGAAGGAAAAGAUAAAAUUAAGAUAAAGUAAAAUAACAAUGCCUUAUUCCAUUCAAGAUUUUAUGUGUCAAUAUUUUUGCCAAAAGUUACGUCCGCUUAUCUAUCAUUAUGUUUAUAUAUAUAUGACUAUUUUUUUAUUUAUUACUGUUAUUCUAAUAAUUCUAUAGCUGUGCCAAGAAUUUAUUUUAUGAAUAUCAGAAUUAUGCUCUAAAAGGGCUGUUAGGAUGGGGAGUUUUCCCCAAUAAGUCCAUCAAUACAGCCUAAAUAGCCUUUAGAUAGAAGAUAUUAAUAAACUGAUUUUAUUGUUGUUCAUUGCAGAGAAAUACUGGAAAAGCUAAACAAGAAGAGAAAAAAGAUGAUGAGCUAACAGCUUGGAAAAAUAUUUCUCCUAACCCAGAGACAUCUUUGAGGAAACCAGAAUUUCCUAUGACUUUCAAUAUGCUUUUGAUGUCAUUUUUAUUUUGGAUCACUUUUAUGAUACUGAUCUACCAAAGCAUAAAAUAUGGGAAAAUAUAUUCAAGAAUAACCCAAGAAGCCGACUUAAAAAUUGAGUGUAGAGACACUUUUGGUACAAAGGAUGAAAAUGCAAAAAGGGUUUGUAUUUUUCAUAAUUGCUCAUACAGCCUUUUAAAGACAUAAAAAGUUUGGUUCAAGAGUUUAAAAAAUUUUAAAAAAAGCUACUAACACAUAACACUAUGGAAUUAAUAAUGCCAGGUGUUGUUUUGUCCCAAAAAAAUUAAAUUUUUUUCUUUUCUCACAUCAUUUAAUUUAAUGUUUUUGGUCUCUUUCCUCAAGGUACAAUAGUCCAUCUAUUUAAUUUCUAAAAUCUUUCUCUCCUCAGGCUUUUUGAAGAUAAUCCUUUUAAUUCGUGAUUCAACUUUUUAAUGUUUUUCAGUGGCCUGCUUUACAGAAUUAUAUACUCACUUUAUAUCAUAUUCAAAUGCAUUAGCUCCUCCACAUAUAUAAAUAAUUGAAAUAUUGCAUCGAUUUGAAGUUCCUGAUUAAGGUAAUUGUUAUCAUGCAGAAUUGAAAUUGCUUCUUUCCAUUAAGUAGUGUUUUAUUAAACAUCUGAAAUGUCUCAACAGGUUGAAAAUUACUCUGUUGGCGAUGCCGGCCCCUACCUUCAUAGAUUGAAACCUGUUGCAAAAGAAGAUUUUCCAGUAGAGUCCAAAGUAUUGCCUCCAGUUGUGACUGCAAUAAAUUCUGACCAAUUCUAUCAGGUCAGGAGAUAUAACUUAAGUUUUUUUUUAAAAAGAGGUUUAUGCUGUGAUAAAUCAUAUGUAUGCACAAUCUAGUGUUAUCAAUCAAAAGGAGACCAUUAACGCAUAUUUUCAUACUAUUUGAUAUUACUAAACACUAGUUUUACAGAAGAUUUGGAGGAGAUAAAAGGGUUGAAAGAUUUCCCUGGUUCCUAUUUUUUCCAAACUAUUUCAGAUUUGUAUAUAAAUAUAUAUUGUCUCAACUGUAUUUUUUAUCUCAAACUUAAAAAGGUCCAAUCACUAACACUACUAUAUGAACCAAUAGUCUACCAUUCACCUAGAUUUAAAUAAAAUGGUGCAAAAUUAAAUUAGCAAAAUCUAGAAAAUGAAAAACAAGACUUAAAAUUAAACUUAAAAUUAAACUUAAAAUUAUUUGUGGUGAAUUUCUGUGAAUUUUUUUCUUAGUUUCAAGGCCUGGUAAAUCACAUAAUGGAGGAUAUGCACACCUCCAUUUCUGACAUCAAGUUAAUUGUCUAUGAUAUUGGCCUUUAUAGACGAGAAAGAGAACUGGUUCGUAUUGCUCUCAAUGUUUCUUUUUAUCAUAACACUAGCUGAACUUAACCUAUCAACACAUUUCAGGAGAUAUUUCCGUUAAAAAAGUGUUUCCAGAUUCAGUGCUAAAUUAGUCAUUAAAGUUAAAAUGUUAUAAAUUUUAGCAUUAUUAAUUUGAUUUCUAAAUUGAAAAAAUAUAAAUUAAAAAAUUAAUCUCCCCUUUUUUAAAAAUUUGUAUAUUUUCAUUUUCAGGUUGAAAAAUAUUGCCACUGUGAAGUUAGAGAUUUCCUUUUUGAACACUACCCUAGUCACGUUGCAGACAUUUCCAAUUAUGCUUGGAGGCCAAUUAUGCUUCAAAUUUUGCUUGAGGAGUUUGGAGCGGUUUUUUAUGUUGAACCAACAACAAGAUUCAAAAAUCCAUCGUCAGCAAAUUUCCUUCGUAUGAGGGGCUCUAAGAAUUACUUUCUGUGGGACUCACCAAUAUUUAAAUCUUUAAUAGCAUACACUGAUAAGGAGAUGUUUGAGUACUUUGGUGAAAGCAGGUGUGCUUUUCGAGAGAGCAGUCUACUGCUCCCAGAGGCUCUCGCCUUGUACAGGACUGAAGCUACCUGGAACAAGCUAAUGAAACCAUGGCUAAAAUGUGCUUUAAAUGAGAACUGCAUAUCUCCAAAAAAUGCUGUAUAUUCAGGCUGUUUUGAAAUGCGGCAUCCACAUACCACAGGAUGCCAUCGCUAUGACAUGUCAGCUCUCAGUAUUAUACUCAACAGGGGUGUUCAGUACACCGUCGGCACUGAAAAGAUGGUGUCUUUUAGAAUAACAUAUACCGAUGCAGAGGAAGUGCCUUACUUCUCUGAACAGCCAUGGACAAACCAACAAAUUUGUGUCCUCAUUUGUACACCAAUUAUUGUUUUAGUGUUUUAUAAAUAUUUUUGUAAAAGAAGGAGAUUAUGUAGAAUUUAAAUUUUAUUUUUAGCAGUUCCUAUUGAAAAAAAAAAAGAAAGAGUGAGUAUGUCAUUUGCCCGCAAAUUUAAGUUUUGAAUGUUAUCAAGU